Messenger RNA from Oryza sativa Japonica Group (Japanese rice), 4564 nucleotides. Its product is annotated as putative disease resistance protein RGA4. Lineage: Eukaryota; Viridiplantae; Streptophyta; Magnoliopsida; Poales; Poaceae. The record is from RefSeq and is a predicted model, not a curated record. Gene Ontology annotation, molecular function: ADP binding. Gene Ontology annotation, biological process: defense response to other organism.
CGGUAAGCUCUGCUCUCCGCUCCCUUUCUGCCCAUGCCCUCUUCCUGUUCGUGCUUAUGUCUGCUUGAAUUUAGUAGUGCUAUAAUUAUACUGUACUAGUGUACUGGUUCUAAUAAACCUUUGGAGAGAGUUCCUCUUGCUCACUGAUGCUUACUAGUCAGUCUAGUCCAUAGAUUUGCUAGGAAGCUCCCAAGAAAGAAGGGAGCCGGAUCGGUAAAGAAUGCAGUAUUCGCUUGGAUCUACCCGUUUAAUUAGGUAGUCUAUUCCAUCACUAUAAGCCCACUAAGUGGGGCUUGUCACGACCUCACGACACAUCACACCACUCAGUUCUUGGUCAAUGAUCGGCAAAACAGAAGAAAUUUCAUCCUGGAGUCGCUUUCGUCGGUUGGGCUAGUGUUGACUCCAGAGAAAAAAUACAAUUCAUGCCCAGAUUACUACUCCAAUUCCAGUCCAGCUCCUUAUCUUUCGUUUUAUUGCUGAAUUGCCAGCUACAAGAUUUCCUAGCAGCUACUUCAAUACUUUUGCUAACCCCCGUUCUCAAUUCUCACCGUCUCUCCUACCAUGGCCUUGGCUUUCGCCGGCAAAUCGGUGGCUGUGUCGGCCAUCUCCAUGAUUGUCCGCAAGUCUUUCGAUUACCUUGAGAAGUAUGCGAAGGCGGAGGGGAUGAAGUCGGUGCAGGAGCGGCUUGAGAGGACUCUCCCACAAGUCCAAGUUGUCUUUGAUGCAAUUGAUAUGGAGAGGAUAAGGGAUCAGAGCGAGGCGCUUGAUGCCUGGCUUUGGCAGCUCAGGGAUGCCGUCGAGGAGGCAGAGGAUGUGCUCGAUGAGGUGGAGUACUACAAGCUUGAGAAAAAGGUGAAAACUAGAGGUAACAAGGUGAGCAGCUCUCUGUACAAGUGCAAGAGGGUGGUUGUUCAGCAAUUCAAUAGUACUUUUAAGGCUGGAACUUUUAAGAGAUUGUUGGAUGCCAUCAGAAAACUUGAUGAAAUUGUUGUUGGUGUGGAGCGUUUUGUUCUACUCGUGGACCGGCUGGAUUCUUGUACUUCAAGGCACGUAUGUCAUCAGGAGGUUAGUAAUCCUCGUGAGACUAGCUCCUUCAGUGUUGAUGAAAUUGUAAUUGGCCGUGAUACUGAGAGGGUUAAGAUUGUUGAAUGGCUGAUUGAACAAGACAACGUUCAUGACCAUGAUGUUUGUGCUGUAAAUGCUUUUUCUAUAGUUGGCAUAGGUGGCAUGGGCAAGACCACGCUAGCACAGGCAAUCUACAAUGAUCAAAGAGUGAAGCAGUGCUUUGAUCAGGCUAUGUGGAUUUGUGUGUCCAAUGACUUUGAUGUCCCUGCUCUGAUGAAAAAGAUUAUACAAGAAAUCACUAGAGAAGGUACUAAUGUUACUAAUUUCAAUACACUUCAAGAAAUCGUCAGAGAGAAUCUGAAAUCCAAGAAGUUCCUUCUUGUAUUUGAUGAUGUAUGGAAUGAUGAGAGAAGGCCUGACUGGGAGAAACUAGUAGCUCCUCUGAAAUUUGGUCAAAAGGGAAGCAAAAUCUUAUUGACAACCCGGAUGGAAUCAGUGGUAGAUAUUGUUGAAAGGGUACUAGGAGGAAGAACCAAGUCUCUACGAUUGGAGGGACUGCAUGACAAAGAUCUUUUAGCAAUUUUUAACAGGCAUGCUUUUUUCGAAGUAAAUCCUGAUGAUUAUUUCAACCUACAGGAGAUAGGCAAGAAAAUUACUAGGAAAUUGAGUGGAUGCCCAUUAGCAGCAAAGAUCAUGGGUGGGCUGUUGAACAACUCUCUGGAUAGCAUAUACUGGAACAGAAUGCUUAGAGAAAAUAUCUCUAAUAUUGAGCAUAAUAGUGAAGGCAUUAUGAAAAUUUUAAGAUUAAGUUAUCAUCAUCUGGCCCCACAUCUACAGGCUUGCUUCAGAUAUUGUGGCAUGUUCCGAGAAGAUUACUGGUUUCGAAAGGAUGAGCUGAUUAACUUUUGGAUGGGUUCAGGACUAAUUCAGCUAUCUGCAAAUGAAAACCAGAGGCCAGAGGAUAUAGGAGAGUUUUAUUUGGGUAUACUAACAAAGAAGUCUUUCUUUGAACUGCAGUUAAACAAAUCCACUAAUUUGUAUGAAGGCUAUGGUGAGUGUACUAAUGAACACUAUGUUAUGCAUGAUUUAUUGCAUGAACUUGCACGUACGGUUUCCAGAAAGGAGUGCAUGAGGAUUUCUAGUGAUGAAUAUGGCAGUAUUCCGAGAACAGUUCGGCAUGCAGCAAUUAGCAUAGUAAAUCAUGUAGUGAUCACAGAUUUCUCUUCGCUUAAGAACUUGCGGACCCUCCUCAUAUCAUUUGACAAAACAAUACAUGAAAGGGAUCAAUGGAUUGUACUGAAAAAAAUGCUGAAGUCAGCAACAAAACUGCGUGUUGUGCACAUACAGAAUUCGUCGCUUUUCAAGCUGCCUGACAAAUUUGGUAAUUUAAUGCACCUUCGCUAUCUGUAUCACUCGGAAUCGCAGAAGAAAGUGGGGAAAUAUUCCUUUUGGUGUCCAUGUUCUAUAUACAAAUUAUAUCAUCUUCAAAUGAUACAGUUGAAUAGAUGUCUGUUGGUAUCCUGGCGAUUGGGAAAUCUAAUUAGUCUGAGACAUAUAUACUUUUCUGGUACUAUAUAUGGAUUCUCCCCUUACAUUGGGCAUUUGACUUCCCUUCAAGACCUACAUGAAGUUAAUGUCCCACCUAAGUGUGGUUUCAUAGCAAGCGAGCUCAUGGAUCUGAAAGAUCUCCGCUAUUUGUGUAUCCGUUGUCUUGAGAAUGUCAAUGCAGACGAAGCUACUUUGGCUAAGCUGGGUGAAAAGGAAAAUCUCAUUAUGUUGUCACUCACUUGGAAAAACAGCCAACAGGAAUCAGACACAGAGGAACGAGUACUGAAUAACCUUCAACCUCACAUGAACCUCACCAAGUUAAAGAUCAAAGGAUAUAACGGUUCCAGAUCUCCAUGUUGGUUGGGAAACACCACUAUCAUCAAUUUGACAUAUCUCUAUAUCUCUAAUUGCAGUUACUGGCAGCAUCUUCCACCUCUAGGCGAACUUCCUUCCCUGAAAUAUCUGUACUUAAUCUGCUUGAACUCAGUGAAAAGAAUAGAUAGUUCCUUCUACGGGUGUGAGCGACCUUUUGGCUUCCCAUCUCUUGAGUAUCUAUUUAUUGAACAUCUUCCAGCACUAGAAGAGUGGGUUGAAAUGGAAGGCGAGCAUCUGUUUCCCCGGCUUAAGGCACUAGUCGUCAGACACUGCAAAGAAUUGAGAAAUGUACCAACACUACCAUCCACUGUUAAUUAUCUUGAAAUGGAUAGUGUUGGUUUGACUACUCUUCAUGAACCCUAUGUGCCUAAUGAAAAUGCAGAACCCCAAAAGCCAUCACUCUCCAGGCUGAAGAUCUGUCACUGCCCAUACCUGGAAACACUUGAGCAACUUAACCAGUUUCUUUCUCUGGAGGAACUACAUAUUGAACAUUGUGAAAAUCUUGUUCAAUUGCCGAUGGAUCACUUACAGAUGCUCUCCUUUCUAAAACACAUGACAGUGUUGGGAUGCCCAAAGUUAAUGGUCCCUCCGGCAACCAUCAGGUUGCCGUUGCCAACGAAAAAACUUCAUGUUGGGUCAUGUGGUACUUAUGAGACUUGUCUGGUUAACUCAUUGUGUGGUCUUACUUCUCUUACUACUUUGAUGCUAUAUGGUUGUGAUAUAGCAGCACUUCCACCUGUUGAAGUGUGCAAGAGUUUGAUAGCGCUAAGUUGUUUGGAAAUCGUAAGCUGCCACGAACUUGCGGAUUUAAAUGGCAUGGAAGAGCUAACAUCCCUCACAGAGUUGAAGGUGAUUGGGUGCAACAAGCUUGAAGAGCUUCCUGUCGUUUCAUCUCAGCGGUUUCAAGCCUCUGAACACAACCAAGUUGUCACUGCCUGUACUUCAUACCUUAGGAAACUUAAGAGACUGCAAAUUAGCGAUCCAUUUGUCUUGCAAUGGGCCCCACUGAGAAGCGUCACCUCAGUUACAAAUAUGACCAUCAACAGCUGUAGAUGCUUACCUGAGGAGUGGUUGAUGCAAAACUGCAAUAAUCUUCAACGCAUUGGAGUGAGGGAUGCUUCCCAUCUGGAAUUUCUGCCCUCAAUCAUGGCAAGCCUCACCUCCCUUGAAUCCUUAGAGUUUACAAGAGUUAUGUUAAUCCAGUCACUUCCAGAACUUCCUUCCUCCUUGCGGAGGCUUCAAAUCCUUGGUUGUAACCCGGUAUUAAUGCGGCGAUGUCGAAAGAGUAGAGGUCGUGAUUGGCACAAGAUUGCGCAUAUCCCAGAUCUGCGGAUUGUAGAAGAUAUACCAUCGUCAUAUUCAUGGAAUUCAUACUUGUAAUUUUUCUAUAUGCAAGUCGUCCCUUCUUUUUCCUGAGCUGGUUCCUGUUUUGUAGGCUAAGCUGAUGUCUUUAAAGUUUAACCCUAACUUAUUUGCCCCUUGGUGUAUUUUGACACAUUUGUAACAUUUAAGGCAUUUUCACUGACGCCUCCUAUUUGAUUUGCAUCUAGCAAUAUGGAACAGAGUGUUCUGAUUA